AUGAGGAAUUAUAUUGAAAUGAUUGAAAAUUGUGAAAAUAAUGGAGAAGGUGUUUAUGAUGAUUUAAUUGAAGAUUAUUCCGAAAUGUUGAUUGGAAGUGGUAAUAGAAAGGAGAUGGUUAAUAUGGAUUGUUCUGAAGGUGGAUAUUUCUAUGGAUAUGAUAUGAAAGAGAGCUCCUUUAGAAUUUAUGAUUUUCUGUGUGAGAACCCAAUUGUUGUGAGAGUUUUUCCUCAAUUUUUAAAUGUUGGAUUGGCAUUGUGGGUUGAUGGACUCGUUGAAAUUGAAUAUAUCAUUGCUAAUUUGGAAUCAUUUGAAAGAAAGAAUAUUGUCGAGUUGGGAAGUGGUAUUGGACUAGUAGGAUUGUUCUUAAUGAAUAUUUUGAAGGAAACUGGAAGAAUUACCAUGACUGAUUAUUUGGAUUGUGUUUUGGAAAAUUGUUCUUACUGUUGUGAAUUGAAUAAUAUUCCACACAAAGUUUACAACUCUGAAUAUAUUUAUUUGAAGGAAGACAAGUCAAGCAAGAAUGAAAAUUCCAAUCUACAUGUCAUGAAAUUGGAUUGGAUGAAUUUCACAGAGCAAGAUAUUGAGCUUUUAAAAGAUACUGAUAUUUUAAUUGCUGCUGACGUUGCCUAUGACAGUAGUGUUAUUCCAGGAUUGUGUGAUGUAACGCAGCAAUUAUUUAAUAGAAAUAGAAAUUUGAUAAUUCUAUUUGCCAUCACAAAGAGAAAUGAGAAAACAUUUGAAUAUUUUGUGAGUGAAAUGGAAAAACGUGAUAUGGUUGUGAGUAAGGAAAUUUCCACCACUGAUCUGCCUCAAUUAUUCAUGAUUGAAGAUAGAACCACAGUUCGAUUGUUUGAAAUGAAGGGAAGGAAUAACAUUCCCCAUGACCAAUAG
Naegleria gruberi is the source of this 894-nucleotide messenger RNA. RefSeq lists its product as uncharacterized. Bases 1 to 894 code for a protein of 297 amino acids. The record is from RefSeq and is a predicted model, not a curated record. NCBI's taxonomy places the organism in Eukaryota, Heterolobosea, Eutetramitea, Acrasida, Naegleriidae. The transcript is spliced from 2 exons.